GUGUGUGUGUGUGUGUGUGUGUGUGUGUGUGUGUGUCGCAGCCCUGUAUGGAAAAUGGAGACGCUACACCAGCACUGCACGAGCUAAAGAUCAAUUAGGCCUAGCUAAUACUCAUGUGAUUUUUAAGACCAGACAAACUGGUAUUAAUAGCACCCAGGUUGAAACGCACACGGACACCGGCCAAGGCAACCAUGGAAAUCUUUGGGAAUUCAGAGCGCUUUACGGUUUUUCCACCUCUGGAAUUGGGAAAUGACAACACGUCUCCGAUACUUUAUAUGCAACUGUUUCAUCUGUUUUAGGAUCGCCGGCUUUCAACGAACAUGAUUUUAUGGGCUCGUAGUUUUAGGUCGUAAGAAAUGAGCGCAAACUGAUCUGAGACACAAAACGAUUAGUCAGCUAAGUUAGUUUCGUUGUGUAUUUUAGUUGCUCUUGAUUUUAAUCUUAAAAUUGUGGAUUUUAGAAGUCUUAAUAGAUAUGGGAUUUUUUAUACAUAAUUUAUAACGUAGAUGAUAUAAUUUUAUUAUAACUUUUUUUUUUUUUUUUUUUUUGCAACGAGACAAACAACUUUAACUGUAAAAAUGAGAUCUCUGGCCCCGGGAAUCAAACUCAUUACUUCUUUCUCUAGAGACAGCUGGUACCGGUUCUUCAUCCUCCUCCUUACGUUUGUCUUCUACACCACCUACCACCUCUCUCGAAAGCCUAUCAGUAUUGUCAAGAGUCAGCUGCACAGAAACUGCUCUAAUGUUAUUCAUCCAGCAGACCUCAACAUCACUGACAAUGACACCUGGUGUGAUUGGGCUCCUUUUGACCAGAACAAUUACCGGAACCUGUUUGGAGUCUUGGACAACUGCUUCCUUGUUGCAUAUGCUAUCGGCAUGUUCUUUAGUGGGAUAUUUGGAGAGCGUUUGCCCCUGCGUUACUACCUGAGCUCAGGGAUGAUUCUCAGUGGCAUUUUCACUGCUCUGUUUGGCCUGGGCUUUUACUGGCAAAUCCACUCUUUGUGGUAUUAUUGCUUAGUUCAGGCCUUAAAUGGGCUGGUACAGACUACAGGCUGGCCGGCAGUGGUAGCGUGUGUUGGGAACUGGUUUGGGAAGGGAAAGCGUGGAUUAAUCAUGGGCGUCUGGAAUUCUCACACCUCAGUAGGAAACAUUCUGGGCUCCCUCAUUGCUGGGGUCUAUGUGUCGUCCGCGUGGGGCCUGUCAUUCAUUGUGCCUGGUAUCAUCAUCGCUGUUGCUGGAGUCAUCUGUUUUUUGUUCCUGGUUGAAAAACCUGAAGAUGUGAACUGUACUCCACCACAACACCAUGAGAGUGUGGAGCAGGAGCCUCUACUGAGGAACUCGUCCAGUAAUGAGGAGAUCUUCAGCGCUAACACCUCCACAGCCGUGGAGACUGUGGAGGAUCACACCGAAGCCAUCAGCUUCUGCGGAGCGCUCAGGAUUCCUGGUGUGGUGGAGUUCUCCUUAUGUUUGCUUUUUGCCAAGCUGGUCAGCUACACCUUUCUCUACUGGCUUCCUUUAUACAUCGCUAAUGUUGCUCAUUUUGAUCCUAAAGAAGCUGGGGACCUGUCUACGCUGUUUGAUGUUGGAGGAAUUGUGGGUGGCAUCCUGGCUGGAUUGAUAUCUGACUACAGUGGAGGCAGAGCCACUACUUGCUGUGCCAUGUUGAUCAUUGCUGCUCCAAUGCUGUUCCUGUACAAUAAGAUCGGGCAGAACGGCUUGCCAACCACCAUUGGCAUGUUGCUGUGGUGUGGUGCUCUCGUGAAUGGACCCUACGCCCUCAUCACCACUGCUGUAUCAGCUGACUUAGGAACCCAUGAGUGCCUGAGAGGGAACUCCAGAGCACUGUCCACUGUGACCGCCAUUAUUGACGGCACUGGAUCUAUAGGUGCCGCUGUUGGGCCUCUGUUGGCUGGUCUGAUCUCUCCCACCGGAUGGAAUAAUGUUUUCUAUAUGCUCAUUGCUGCUGAUGUGCUGGCCUGUCUGCUGUUGUCCAGGCUCGUGUAUAAGGAGGUCAGAGGAUGGUGUGGAUACACUACAAGGCUGAGAGGGUAAAUGUGUGUUUAUGGUGAAAUAUGUUCAAAGAGAUCUGAGCCGCCCGUCGAACAAGAGAAUAUCACACCUGUGACGGAAAAUGACCUGCAGCAUAACGACAAAAAGGGACCAUGGAUUGAGGCAACACACCAAGCCUUUUUAUGCCCAAGGGUUAUUUUAUAUGAAAAUUGUAACAUAAGACUUUCAUCCUUUUAUACUGACAAUGGAACAAAGCUCAGCUGCUGCAGUGAAGGAGGAGGAGAGUUACACACACCCUCGUCCACACGUGGCCUGAGUGGGACAAACACAACAGGAUCACUAAGCGUCUUCAUUUUAAUACAGGAUGUUUUUAGUGACUGCUCAAUACAAAUGUACCUUUUUUUCUAGAAUUAAAAUAUGCCAUCGGUGCUUUGUCCUUUUAUGUCAUUCGUACGUUUCCUGUUUGUUAUUGGCCUGGCUAGCUGUGAAUCUUAUCAGCAGUAAUGAUUAAACAGAGCCUGAAUAUGUAUUGUAAUAGAUACUGAGGUCAUAUUCAUGUGCAUACACACUUAAUCACUCUCAACUUCAUUAAAAUACCAGGUGGCUCCAAGCAUCCCAAGAGAACCUCUUGGCUUUAUUCUCUGAGGCUGUGUAUGUGUGGAUGCACGUUACUGGUAGCUGGUUUUCUAGCUUUAGGGUAUAGAUACUAUCAGCUCCUGUCAAAAUGAGAAAUCGUGUGAAAGGCAAACAGUCAUAUCUGCAGAAUAAUGCUCUGUGAUAAAUUUUUUCUGGACAGUUUAAGCCGUGUUAUUAGUCAUUACAUUUUUUUUUAAAUAUUCAGUUAUGAUUAAUAAUGUUACUUUAUUUAUGUUAAUUUAUUGAUUAUAAAAAAGGUCAUGUCCAGGUCAUGUCAUACUGUAUGGGGCAAGUUGUUACAAUACUACAAAUUUCUAACAGUAAAACAUGAGAAACAUUGAAAAAAACAAUUAAUUAAACAGUAAAAAUGUACAAGAUAACAUAUGAAAGUAUAACGCCAUCGUUUUGUACAACAGAAAUCAUAAUCAGUUUUGUAAUUAAUGGAUUAAUUAAUAAAUUGUAACUAUACAUUUUAACAUUUUCAG
Sinocyclocheilus rhinocerous is the source of this 3130-nucleotide messenger RNA. It is a transcript of the gene slc37a2, whose product is annotated as solute carrier family 37 member 2. The transcript has 18 exons. The record is from RefSeq and is a predicted model, not a curated record. Gene Ontology annotation, molecular function: glucose 6-phosphate:phosphate antiporter activity. Gene Ontology annotation, cellular component: endoplasmic reticulum membrane. Gene Ontology annotation, biological process: glucose-6-phosphate transport; phosphate ion transmembrane transport. Lineage: Eukaryota; Metazoa; Chordata; Actinopteri; Cypriniformes; Cyprinidae. The coding region runs from base 579 to 2051 and encodes 490 amino acids.